This is a messenger RNA of Magallana angulata, 2798 nucleotides long. RefSeq names its product multiple epidermal growth factor-like domains protein 10. The record is from RefSeq and is a predicted model, not a curated record. Gene Ontology annotation, molecular function: scavenger receptor activity. Lineage: Eukaryota; Metazoa; Mollusca; Bivalvia; Ostreida; Ostreidae. Bases 57 to 1967 code for a protein of 636 amino acids. The transcript has 13 exons.
AUGCUUUUCCCGGUUUUUCUAUUUGACUGGCAAAUCACCUUCCUUGAAUUUCAAAAAUGAACGUUUACAGAUUAAUUGUGUGCUUAUCAAGGAUUUUGAUAAUUACUGCUUUUGAGGAUUUGUCAUACAAAAAAGUUGCAACUCAAACUCCAAUAUAUCCUGGGAACUCUUAUAACGCAAGUAAUGCACUAGACAGACAAAUAGGAACGUGUAUGAGGACAGAAGAAAUAGGACUUAAUUCUGCAUACCACAACAUGUGGUGGAAAGUGGAUCUUGGCGGAAUAUACAACAUUUAUAGUAUCAACAUUCUUUUCAAAGAUUAUACAGGCUAUGAAACCCGACAGAGGGGACGAUUUGCGGGGUUUUCCUUGUAUAUAUCAAACACCAGUGGUAUAGAGGGUUCUACUUUGAGGUGUUACAAGGACGGACCUCAGUUGCCGCCCCUGAACUUUACAGCAGUGUGUACGGUUUCUGGACGUUAUGUGAUAUUUUUCAACGAAAGACUGGAUGAAACUCCUUACCCAAAAGGAUAUCAGCUACAAAAUGUAUUUACCGAACUGUGUGAAGUUAUUAUCGAAGGCUGUACAAACCAUAGCGUCUAUGGUAAUGGAUGUGAUACUAAAUGUCCAAUCAACUGUCAAGAUAGCCUUUGUCACAUACAAACCGGAACUUGUUUUGCAUGCAAACCAGGAUGGAAAGGGGACACUUGUGAAAAAAAGUGCGGGAUUGGUUUGUACGGUGAAAAAUGUACGCAGCAAUGUUCCGGAAAUUGUAAAGAUAAUGAAACCUGUAAUCACGUGACUGGUCAAUGUGACAAUGGCUGUACUACUGGAUGGAAAGGAGAUAUGUGUGACAAUGAGUGUGAUAACGGAACCUUCGGAUAUGAUUGCACAAACAAUUGCAGUACUAAUUGUUUGAAGGAGUUACCGUGUAACAAAAAGACUGGCUAUUGUGAUAACGGAUGUAACCCGGGGUAUACCGACAUUGACUGUAAUACACGGUGUCCGUUUGGACAUUUUGGACGUGCCUGUAAAGAAAACUGUAAUGAACAUUGCUUACAAGAAAACAGUACACUUUGCAAUCAUGUGGGCGGUGAAUGUUUAAAUGGAUGCAAACAAGGCUACAUUGGAACACACUGUAACAACUCUUGUGAAGAAGGAUACUAUGGUAGAAGCUGUUCUUUUGACUGCUCUCCAAAUUGUGACACAUGUAGACACACCGAUGGCUUCUGUACUUGUAAGGCGGGAUGGUUGGGCUAUAAUUGUACAACAGAGUGUCCACCAGGACAUUUUGGAUUGGACUGCAAGGAUAACUGUAGCGGACACUGUAUAAACAAUGAACCAUGUGAUCAUGUCAGUGGAGUGUGUCCAAGUGGUUGCCAGGAUGGGUACACUGAAGCACGCUGUAAUAAUACUUGUGAAGAAGGGUAUUACGGCGGAAAAUGUUCCAAAGUUUGUUUCCCUAACUGUAAGACAUGUCGAAACACAGAUGGGUUGUGUUCUUGUGUUGCUGGUUGGAUGGGCUCCAACUGUACCAUAGAAUGUGACCAAUCCUAUGGGGAGAACUGUCGGUAUGCAUGCAGUGAACAUUGUGUAAACCAAACAUGUGACAGGUUUAAUGGAAGUUGUUUGUUGGGUCGAACGGACGAACACAACUGCAAUAAAUAUAGUGAAAAAAUACGUCUUAUGACAGAAGUAUUAGUUGGAUCUUCAAAGCAGUUAACACUGUGGAUCAUUGGAUUCUCGGUGGCACUUGGAGUCAGUGUUGUUUUUAUCAUAACCACCUGUAUAUUAACGAUACUGCGGAAAAAGUCCAUAAAGACGAAAACUAGAACUGAUGACAAGCAGCCCUGCCUGACGUCAACAACAACCACUGAACAUACGGGUACAUCCAAUAUGGCGUCUAACUACCAGGAACUUGUUACAGAUGGAGAAAGAAACACUUAUGAGUCGAUACUGCUAAAGUAGUUACAAACCAGAUACCGUGCGAUGAUCAAUACACUUAAGUGACUAGCAUGUGUUAUCAAUAAUGAUACAUAGUAAACCAGGGGCUGUUUUAGCAUAGUUUGUUUACCCUUUGUAUAUGUUCUCACUGUUGUUCAUGAAAAUUAUUACUAACAAUGAUAUUUACUUGAUAUGUCAUCCAAUGGUAUUGAAAUUGAAAAUAUUUUUCCGUUUAUUUGCAUUUUGUUCAUUUGUUAACAGAUCGAGAAAAUAAGCCCGCCUUCAAAUUACUUGGUCAGUGUUCCCCUAACAAUCACAAAAAAAUACACUUACAUUUAUUGUAUUACAAAGUUAUCUUACCGUGUUAGAUGUAAAAUAUUACUGACUUGUAGUACAUCAUGUAAACCGGUUGAGUUUGGUCAUGAUUCAGAUGUACAUGUACGUCUGAAAUAUUUUGUGUAGUACAUAGUUAAAUGGUCCUAGGCGUUAGGCCAGAAAUCACAAGUUCAACUACAGUCAAUUGAAGUUGUGUAUUGUGUCAUUAAAUAAAUAAAUUUUGGCACAUUUUUAAGUCCACCUAGGAAACGGAACUUGCGAUGGUUGAUGUCCAGGAAGCCAUAUACUUUCAUGUCUUUAGUAUCAUGGAAACUGUGAAUAAGCACAUAUCUCAUGCACAUUAAUUGCUUUGAGAAAUAUUUAACUGUUUUAACUGUGUUAACAAACCAUUUGUUGCUUUUUUUUUGCUUGUUGAGUCACGUUAUAAUAAUUAACAAUAUUUGUGUAUAUAUAACUGAUUGGGAUACACUGCAAGAAUUAGAAUAAGAUUACAAUAAAUCGUACAGAGAACAAUAAUAA